This is a messenger RNA of Anas platyrhynchos (mallard), 2074 nucleotides long. The record is from RefSeq and is a predicted model, not a curated record. NCBI's taxonomy places the organism in Eukaryota, Metazoa, Chordata, Aves, Anseriformes, Anatidae.
AUGGCUCUUGGGUACCCCGGUCUCCACCAAAACACCGCCCCGGGGGCUCUUUGGGGUGCCCCCCCUGCUCGCUGUGACCCCUCCCCAUUUACUGUGACCCCCCCCAAUUUAUUGUGCCCCCCCCCAGGUGCCCAGAGCCCCCCCGCCAGCAAGAAGCCGCGGGGCCGCAGCAUCCUCCAGUCCCUCUUCUGCUGCCUGUGCCGCGAUGAGGCCGAGCCCUUCUCCGUCAACAACAACGCCCCGCUGCUGGCCGAGGAGAACGGCGCCCUGCCCAAGGCUGCCGCCAAGCACCUCCUGCCCGAGCUGAAGCCUCAGGACGCCAGCAAGCUGUGCGUGGUCAUCGACCUGGACGAGACGCUGGUGCACAGCUCCUUCAAGCCGGUGAACAACGCCGACUUCAUCAUUCCCGUGGAGAUCGACGGCAUCAUGCACCAGGUGUACGUGCUGAAGCGGCCGCACGUGGACGAGUUCCUGCAGCGCAUGGGCGAGCUCUUCGAGUGCGUGCUCUUCACCGCCAGCCUGGCCAAGUACGCCGACCCCGUAGCCGACCUGCUGGAUAAAUGGGGGGCAUUUCGGGCCCGGCUGUUCCGCGAGUCGUGCGUCUUCCACCGCGGCAACUACGUCAAGGACCUGAGCCGCCUUGGGCGCGACCUGCGCCGCAUCAUCAUCGUGGACAACUCGCCCGCAUCCUACAUCUUCCACCCCGACAACGCCGUGCCGGUGGCCUCGUGGUUCGACAACAUGGCAGACACGGAGCUGCUGGACCUGCUGCCCUUCUUCGAGAGGCUCAGCAAGGUGGACGACGUUUACACAGUGCUCAAGAAGCAGCGGACUAACAGCUAGUGGCCCGCGGGACGUGCUGGUGGCACUUCGGGGGGGGGACAGGGUUUUUUUUAUCCCCCCCCCCCUCCAGCCCCGCUCGCCCUCCCCGUCUCCCCUUUCGCUCGCCGCCGCCGCUGCGGUGACGGCCAUCAGGAGCUGGGUGCUCCCUUUCCAAGCAGAAAGGGGGGGCCCUGGGGGGGGUCCUCUGCCGUGCUGUGCUGGGGAUGUGCCGUGGGGGGGGGUCCGUCCGCCCCCCCCCGCCUCCCCUCUCCAUCCCGUGCCCCCUCCCCGAAACGGUUCUCAGGUCCUGUUCUCCACCGUGGAGUGGGGAGGGGGGGGCAGCAGCUGCUGCUUUCCACUGCCUUGGUUUUUUUUUGGGGGGGGACUGUGCCCCCCCCCCAUGGGGUCUGCCUGCCGGGGGGGGCUGGGUGAGGGUUAGCCCCCGACCCCCCCCCGAUGUGGGUCCUGUUGGUGUUGGGGCGCGGGGCGGCCGCCAUGCCCCCAGCCCUGCCCUGCGUGAUCACCUGGGGGGGGGGGGACACGUCUCCACCCCCCCCCGUGCCUUCUGGUGCCCCCCCACCUCUUCGGGGGGGAUUUUUAGGGGGGGCAGCCCGGCCUCUGGGCUGAGCCCCUGGCUGUAAGCGCCCCCCCCACGUGCCUUGGGACGCCAAGUCUCUGUGUGUCCCCCCCCCACCAGCAAUAUAGGGGUGCCUGCCUGGGGGGGGGCUCCUAAAUCACCCCCUCCAACCUCAGUUUCUUCCCCUGGGGGGGUCUGUAUGGCGACCUCCCCCCCCUCCCAGUUACGCUGCAUCAAUGGGAGCCCCUCUGGCCACCAGCGGGGGUGUCCCCUGCCUCGGGGGGGGGCCACGUGCCCCCCGUUCCCAAACGGCGCCCCCAAAGGCUGUGACUCCGGGGUUGGGGGGACCCCAUCCAAGCCUUAGCGUGCCCCCCGGCCCCCCCCCCGGCCUUACACCAGCCUCGGGCCCCCCCUCACCCCAGCCUCGAGGGGCCAGGGGCUCUCAGGGAGGGGGUGUCUCUUUUUAUUAUUAUUUUUUUUUUUGGAAAGGGGGGGGGUGCGGUUUUUUAGAGUCGCUAUAUGGACAAUGUCUCGUCUAUUUUUAGGGGGGAAAAAGCAACGGUUUCCCCAAAAUUCAAGGGUGCCUUUUUACCGCUGUGCCAGGGCAAAAAGGGGGGGCCUUUUAUAUUUUAUUUUUUUUUUUUUUGGGGGGGGGGGGGGAUAAGGGAUUUUUAA